Messenger RNA from Drosophila bipectinata, 3786 nucleotides. RefSeq names its product Kruppel (gene Kr). Gene Ontology annotation, molecular function: DNA-binding transcription factor activity, RNA polymerase II-specific; RNA polymerase II cis-regulatory region sequence-specific DNA binding. Gene Ontology annotation, biological process: regulation of DNA-templated transcription. Lineage: Eukaryota; Metazoa; Arthropoda; Insecta; Diptera; Drosophilidae. The record is from RefSeq and is a predicted model, not a curated record.
UGCUCAACCGCUCUCUUAACAUCACUCCUCAGCGACCAGUCGUCACGUCAACAUCUCAAGAAACUUGGUGUGUUAACGUACAACAUCUCAACCCGCGAAACACCAAAAAAAAAAAAACAAAAUACCUCCUGGCAAAUUUGAAACUUGAAUAAUUACAACUACCUCAUUUUGCAUAAUUGGUGAAGUUUUUUUAAUAAAGGACAAAGUCAGUGCAAACGCCUCUACCUCAAAGUACAAAAAAGUGCGCGAAACGGAAAUACUCCAUAUCCUAAAAGUGAAAAUUGCUCAAAUGAAAAUUUGUUCAAACUAAUCGAAUCGAUAGCUGAUUUCUAAGUGGUUUUGCUCAAGUGAAGGCAAAAGCGACAUCGCAAUCCCAGAAAUACCAACAUAUUUAUGGCCAUAUCAAUGCUACAGGACGCCCAGACGCGAAGCUUAGCUGCUGCAUUAGCUGGCAUCAAGAGAGAAGACGUCGCCGUUGACCGCUCCAUGUCGCUGUCGCCCCCCAUGUCCGCCAACACAUCAGCCACUAACGCUGCCGCCAUGUACCCAGCCAUCGGCCUCCAGCAGGCGGCGGCUGCCUCGGCUUUUGGGAUGCUCUCGCCCACCCAGCUGCUGGCCGCCAACCGCCAGGCUGCCGCCUUUAUGGCCCAGCUGCCCAUGAGCACACUGGCCAACACACUGUUCCCGCACAACCCGGCGGCUCUGUUCGGAGCCUGGGCUGCCCAGCAGUCGAUGCCGCCCCAAGGCACACACUUGCACUCGCCGCCCGCCAGCCCACACUCGCCUGUGGCUACGACGCCCCUGGGCAGCGGCAAGCAUCCCCUCGGCUCCCCCAACAGCACGCCCCAGCACCACGAGCCUGCCAAGAAGGCCCGCAAGCUGUCGGUGAAGAAGGAGUUCCAGACAGAGAUCAGCAUGAGCGUGAACGACCUCUACCACACCCCGGGCGGACCCAUCUCCCCGCCGUCCAGCGGUAGCUCGCCAAACUCCACCCACGAGGGAGUGAGCGCUGGGAACAGCGGUGCUUCCAAGGAUCCUUCUCGCGACAAGAGCUUCACCUGCAAGAUCUGCUCUCGCAGCUUCGGCUACAAGCACGUCCUGCAGAACCACGAACGCACCCACACCGGCGAGAAGCCCUUCGAGUGCCCGGAGUGCCACAAGCGUUUCACCCGUGACCACCAUCUGAAAACCCACAUGCGCCUGCACACCGGCGAGAAGCCGUACCACUGCUCCCACUGCGAUCGCCAGUUCGUCCAGGUGGCCAACCUGAGGCGCCAUCUCCGCGUCCACACCGGCGAGCGGCCCUACACUUGCGAGAUCUGCGACGGAAAGUUCAGCGACUCGAACCAACUCAAGUCCCACAUGCUGGUCCACAAUGGAGAAAAGCCUUUCGAGUGCGAACGCUGCCACAUGAAGUUCCGACGGCGCCACCAUCUGAUGAACCACAAGUGCGGCAUCCAGUCGCCGCCCACUCCGGCUCUGUCGCCAGCCAUGAGCGGGGACUUCCCCAUGGCCGUCACCUCCAUGGCUCUGGAGGCGUCCACCAACAAGUUCGCGGCAAUGUGCGCCAGCUACGGCGGCUCGGAGGAGUCGGUGGAUCUCGAGAAGGGCGCCAUGGAGGAUGAUGCUCCCCUCGACUUGUCCGAGGACGGCGCCAGCUCGGUGGACGGACACUGCAGCAGCUCUGGCCGCCGCAAGGCUGCUGACAUUCGCCGAGUGUUCCGCCUGCCUCCUCCACAGAUCCUGCACGUUCCCAGCGACAUGCCCGAGCAGACCGAGCCCGAGGACUUGAGCAUGCACUCGCCGCGCUCCGCCGAGUCUCACGAUCAGGCCGAAGACAUCGACUUGGACGACCUGGAUGACGCUGCCGCUCUCUAUAUGCGCCAGCAGCUCCACUAGACCACUAGUCCCACUGCCAAUUGUACAUAGCUGUGGUCAGUUUUCAUCAGAUGAAGUUGACGGUCAAACAAAUCCACACAAAAUUGAAAAUUUUGCAAUUCGAGUGGAGGGCAAGAAUGUUGCAACAGGAAUUUAAUGCUAAGUACAACUAACUAUAGAUCAACGAUUUAGACACUUAUAGAACUAAUAGCACCCAAAUCAAAAGCUAAAGAAUUGUACAAAACUAGAAGAUACAAUUGCCACAAGCUUAUUGCCGCCAAAACCCCACCAAAUCGAACCGAAAAUGUCGUGCCAUUCUCAUGUCUAAUUUAAGUUAAUGUUUUAAGUUCUUUGAAUCUCUCCAGAUUGUACAUAUAUAUCCACCCAGCAAAUUAAUGCUGCCAAUUGUAAAUUAUACAGCGCUCCAAAAAAUGUUAUUGUGCUAAAAAAACGAAAGAAAAAAAUCUAUUUGCACCUAAUUUUUAUUGUUUACUUAAGCCUAUUUUAAUCUUACGAAUUCUUAAAGAAACAAUGCCAAUAAUCACAAAAUCAAAAUUAACUUUAAGUUAAAAUAAUAAAUCAUUUUUAUUCUCUAAUUGUUUUGUUUGCUAUUGAUAUUUAAAACAAUUAUUUAACUAGCUAGAGCCUAAUUAUUGCAUGAAUCUCGUUUCAUUGAUCCAAAAGAUAUGUUUUAGCUUAUAUAUUUAAAUCUAUAUUUAGUUUAACAGUUGCGCAUGCAAUACAAAAAAUAAAAUUAUCAAAACAACGUUAUUUCUUUUUAUUUGAAACCUCUUCCCGAAAAGUGAUUAUCCUUUAUUUUGUCCUGAAAAGCACCCACACAUAUAGCUCAACGCAUAAUCACACCUGUAUAUAAGUAAUGUCACCUAACCAGUAAACCCAGUACUGUAAGCAUUAGCUCUAAUUGUAAGAAUUGAACCAAGUAAACAGGAAGAAAUGCUAUAACCAAAUACCUCCAAUACCUCUAUGUAUCGAAAUUGUUGUGAGCUAAUCGUAUAUAUACAACAAUUUGGCAAUCGUACAAUUCAACUGAAUUUAUAUACAACGUUUAAGAUGAAAUCGAAACUCAAACCAAAGUUAUAUGUAUUGUAAUUUUGAUGGAUAUUUUAUCGCAACCUAACAUUGAAUACGAUUUUUGAGCAUUCGCUAGCCUAAGACUAGGGACUAAGUGUAAAUACAUCAGCCAGUAGUAGUGGUAGUUCAGCCUAAUCUGUAUAUAGUUUAGAGUGUAUAUAGCGAAAUCCAACGUAUACUACAGAAUAAUUUUAGUGCAAUCUUUGGUUCAAACGGUCGACGAGCGUUUUCGUCGACACCCUUUGAGUUAGUUCGUUCUAAUAUCAUAAAAUGCAACAAAAUAUUGUGUAAUUUUCUUUGUUCAUUCAAAUGUAUGGUAUACAAGUUCCUCAAGAUUAAAUGAUUACAAAAAUAAUAAAUCGGAUAGCGAGCGCCAGUCGAGUCCCCUCGAAGCUCGGCGCAUUGCACAAAGACCUCACCACAUGUUUCACAUUAAUUGUGUAUAUUAAUACUCACUAUGUAACUUUAGCAUAUUUAAAACUAAGUACUUAUAUGUAUGAUAACAAGGUCAAUUUAUGUAAAUACUAAAUACUAAUUACCCUUACUAUAGCUCAAGUUGUGCAAUAUAACAUAUGCAACCUUAUACUACAAAACUAAACCAAUAUCAAGGCUCCUCUCCAGUCUCGUAUUAGUCACUAGCCGACAUACUAUACUAGGAAAUUAAAACUAGACAAAUUAUACUGUAAUAACUGAAAUUAUUGCAUUGGAUGUGUCUAUAAACGUACGAAUAUGUUAAGUUAGAGCCGUCAGUUUGUCGUAUCAAUUUUCUCAUUAUUGUUGCACCUUCAGGCAUUGAAAAGACAAAUCUACGCGUAU